GACCUCGCUUCCUCAGCCAUUCUUUCCCAAUAAUUUUAUUACGUGCCCUCACAGAUGCCACCUGUCCCCAAUGACGUCGGACAAGACCUCCUUCUCUCACCUGCCCGAAAGGUGUUUGGUCCGACGGUUCUCGGGACGUUCCUCAGUACAGACCUUAGUCAACGCCUUAUAGCACGGCAAGCCGCCGCCACUUUAGUCAAGACUUCAGCGUGCGCCGAGCAACCAUUCCUCGAAAGGCAGUAUGCUUAUAUAACGACUGACUCAAACUCAGUGCGUGACUAAACAUGAAAAUAACGCGUGACACAAAGAUUACAGAAGUUUCGGUGAUCCAUCCAACCAAUGCUGCGUGGCUCAUGCAAGCCGGCCUAUAUUGAGGGAGCUUGAACAAUGGUGGCGCAUAAGGAAUAAGACCAAAUGAUCACUGCUACAUUUGUCCAUCGUCACUUCCUGCUAGUCGCAUUCUUCCCCAAGUACUGCGCGGGAGAUGCAACAUCGUCAUCAGGAUGAGCUUUCUGUAUGAACGUUAAUGUGAGACAUAUAUUCGAUAUCAUCGAAUCGGAAACCUUGACUCACAUAUCCAUCAUAUGGUUGAUGAGGGAGCUCUCUGUCCGUCCUCAGAUACCAUUGUGGGGAUGAAGUUAUGCACAAGACUUCCUGGACCAAGCGGAUCUGCUCUGGGUCCAAGGCGGUGGCGAGCGCAGUUGCAUUCCUGUUCGAACCGGAAGCAAAUACAAAACAAUGGUCAAACCCAGUAUUGCCCACAAUAUCUAGACCCUUCAUGGACUUCAAAGUGCCACCUGUGUCCUUGUGAAGAAUCCUGUAUACACACUUCGUCGGCACAGUGGUGGAUCUGAUAUCGUGCCAGUUGAUCCUCUUGCGGAUAUCGAAAAUUGCCUUCAGAUCAUCUGGACGUUGGUUGUUCGUCACGAGAUUGUGAUGCCGAGCAUACAUGAGCAACCAGGUGUGAGAAACACAGUAGCCAUACAUCAUGUAACGAGCACCGUCGGUCAUGAGAGAUAUGUUUGGC
Molecule: messenger RNA, 1027 nt
Organism: Somion occarium
Lineage: Eukaryota; Fungi; Basidiomycota; Agaricomycetes; Polyporales; Cerrenaceae
Source: the annotation of a GenBank genome assembly